Molecule: messenger RNA, 2856 nt
Organism: Ailuropoda melanoleuca (giant panda)
Lineage: Eukaryota; Metazoa; Chordata; Mammalia; Carnivora; Ursidae
Gene: NUDCD3
Product: NudC domain containing 3
Exons: 6
Coding region: 310-1380 (356 amino acids)
Biological process (GO): protein folding
Cellular component (GO): cytoplasm
Source: RefSeq, a predicted model, not a curated record
UUUGUAACAUGGCCGCUAAGCGCUCUUGGUCCCCCCGGCCCGGGAAUUCUCGCUCCUAGAAGCCAUUUCGGGGCUCGCGUGUGGUUCUCCGUGAGGCUGCCCGGGGAAAGCCGACCGGACGGCGGAGGCGGGAUUCGCGGCAGGGGCUCCCCGGUGCCACCCAGCUCGUCCCGACAAGCGGGGGCCGGGCGGGCGCGGACCGGAAGUUGCGCCGGCGGCGGAGCCGUUACCACAGCGUGCCGGAAGUGGCCGUGGGCCGGCGUCCGGGCCGCGCCCGCAGUGAGCAGCGUCCCUGCGGCCGGCGACGCCAUGGAGCCCGGGGCGGCCGAGCUGUACGACCAGGCCCUGCUGGGCAUCCUGCAGCACGUGGGCAACGUCCAGGACUUUCUGCGCGUGCUCUUCGGCUUCCUCUACCGCAAGACCGACUUCUACCGUCUGCUGCGCCACCCGUCCGACCGCAUGGGCUUCCCGCCCGGGGCGGCGCAGGCCCUGGUGCUGCAGGUAUUCACAGCCUUCGACCACAUGGCCCGUCAGGACGAUGAGAAGAGGAGGAAGGAGCUGGAGGAGAAGGCCAGGAGGAAGGAGGCAGAGGAGGCCGUGGCGGCCACCGCCGAGCAGGAGCCGGUCCCAGCCCCGGGCCAGGAGGUGGAGGUUGGCCCCGGCGCAGACUCGGGCGGGCCUCAGGGACCCCCAGGCCCACGGGGUGCCGGGCCGGAGGUGGCCCCCAGCUCGGGGGAGGCAGAGCCACCGGGAGCUCAGUCGGGUGCUGCCGAACUUCCGAAGGAGCCCCCAGCUCUUCCCAAGAGGCAGGAGCAGUUCCAGAGAAACCCCGACAGCUACAACGGUGCCGUGCGUGAGAACUACACCUGGUCGCAGGACUACACUGACCUGGAGCUCAAGGUGCCGGUGCCCAAGCACGUGGUGAAGGGCAGGCAGGUCUCGGUGGCCCUGAGCAGCAGCUCCAUCCGGGUGGCUGUGCUGGAGGAGGAGACGGAGCAUGUCCUCAUGGAAGGGAAGUUCACGCACAAGGUCAACACUGAGAGCUCUCUCUGGAGCCUGGAGCCUGGCAAGUGCGUCCUGGUGAGCCUGAACAAGGUGGGCGAGUACUGGUGGAGCGCAGUCCUGGAGGGCGAGGAGCACAUCGACAUUGACAAGAUCAACAAGGAGCGCUCCAUGGCCACGGUGGACGAGGAGGAGCACGCCGUGCUGGACAGGCUCACCUUUGACUACCACCAGAAGCUGCAGGGCAAGCCGCAGAGCCAUGAGCUGAAAGUCCAUGAGAUGCUGAAGAAGGGGUGGGAUGCUGAAGGCUCCCCCUUCCGAGGCCAGCGAUUCGACCCGGCCAUGUUCAACAUCUCCCCGGGGGCUGUGCAGUUUUAAUGCGCGGAGGAAAGGAAGUGCCCGCCGGCCGGAAGGCGGGGUGGCGGCCGUGCCUCCGGCUCCCUCCUGUCAGGGACUCGCUGGCGGGUUUGCCCUUGCCAUCCUUUCUCUCAAGGGCGAACCCGCGGCGCCCGGCCCUACCUACAUCUCCAGACUGUUGGGAGCAGCACGGGGCGAGCGGGACGCUGGCCACCCGCUCCCCUCUUGCUGCCAUGCGCACGCUCUGCUUGCUUUCCUCGUGCUGGGGGCGGGGAGUGGGUGCUGGGCCAGCUGCUGACGUGCGGGGGGGUGGGGGGAUCCCUAGCCUUGAGCUCACCCUGCGCACAUGCGCGUGUGGUCUCGCUUGGCGUUUGUAUGCGUCCACUGCCUGCUCAUCCCCGUCAAGGAGCAGCAGAAAGUGGGGUCCGGGUCACCGCUUCUGGAUGUGGGGACACAGUCCCGAGUGGCCACAGGCGCAGCAGGAACUGUCCUCGAAGUUUUCUCGUGGGACCCGGUUCUCGUCAAAGAGCCGACCGGGUGCCCUCAGGAGACCAGAGCGCGGCAGCCCCUCCCCCUGUCUCUGCUCUGCCCCUGCUCUGCUGGCGGCCGGGGCCUGAGCCGCACCCAGGACUUGCGCCGCCCUGUCGGGCUGUCUGCUGGCAGGUCUCCUGGGACCUCCCCUCGUGGCUCUGCCCUUGGGGCUAAGAAGGAUUCCUUUCUGGGUGAUGGUCUCCAGAAUCUGCCCCCUUCACCUGAGUAGGUGGGAGCUGGCUCGUCAGUCGUGUGGGGGCAGAUUUGUGGCUCACGGAGGCCAGAAAUGGUGGGGCUUCCUGAAUAUCUUCUACCCAGUCCCUGGGAAGCUUCGGGAGGCUCUGGUGCCGUCGAGGGAGAUGCAGACACCAGGUGGCUGGUAUGGGAGCAUCGUCAAGGGGGCGCAGAGCUCUGUCCCCUGUAGCUGGCACUGAGGCUGGUCAUGGAGCUGCUGAGACCCGUCUUUGGGGCCCCCAGGAUGUGCACGCCUUUCCUACGUCGCCAGCAUCUCGUGUGAGAACUGUUCAGGUCUCGGGCCCUUGGGCCACGCCGUGAGGGUCUUCUGGUGUGACAAGGUGGGGCGUGCUCCUGCACCCCAGCUACUUGAGAGACUGGGGAGCUGUGGACUCUGGUCCAUUGUCGUCCUCUGCCCGAUACUAUUUUCAGUGUUGCGUUUCUGCUCGCCCCGCCUGCUGUGACAGUGGCUUACCAGCGUCUGGGGGUGGCAGGCCGGGCCGAGGCGCUGGUCCACAUGGCUGAUGGCGGGCUGUCCUCACGGGCAUCCUCUGCCCCUCGCUGCCAGCCUGGGCCCUGGAGCCGGUGCAGCCUGCGUGUUUUCUCUCUCUAGACGCGGCCGCCGCAGAUUGGCCACUGAGCUCCGUCAGCCGAGGUCCGCGGAGAGCAGGGUGCCCGCCUGCGAAGUCCCUCUCCAGUGUCGGUUUGCAAUAAAUCUGUAUUUAAGCACUU